Messenger RNA from Nematocida ausubeli, 1635 nucleotides. RefSeq names its product elongator complex protein 3. Gene Ontology annotation, biological process: tRNA wobble base 5-methoxycarbonylmethyl-2-thiouridinylation. The record is from RefSeq and is a predicted model, not a curated record. Gene Ontology annotation, cellular component: nucleus; cytoplasm; elongator holoenzyme complex. The coding region runs from base 1 to 1635 and encodes 544 amino acids. Gene Ontology annotation, molecular function: acyltransferase activity, transferring groups other than amino-acyl groups; iron-sulfur cluster binding. The transcript has a single exon. Lineage: Eukaryota; Fungi; Microsporidia.
AUGUCAUUGGAAAUAACGUGUGGAAAGAGUUCAUCUGCCGGGCUGCAUGCUGCCUGUGCAGAGAUUGUUUCAAUCAUAAAGAAAGACACAGAGAACAAAAUAAAACUAAAAGACAUUAUACAAAAGAUGGCGAAAAAGCACGGUCUCAAAGACACACCAAAACUCUCCCAAAUACUUUCUACUGUCUCAGAGGAAGACACAGCAGUUAUUUCCAGACUAAAAGUAAAACCUGUAAGAACUGCCUCUGGAGUGGCUGUAGUGGCAGUAAUGGCAAAGCCCCAUAGAUGCCCACAUAUUGCCAUCACAGGAAACAUAUGCGUAUACUGCCCAGGUGGCCCAGACUCAGACUUUGAAUACAGCACGCAGUCGUAUACUGGGUACGAACCAACCAGCAUGAGAGCCAUUAGAGGCAGAUACGAUCCAUACAGACAGAGCACAGACAGACUCAAUCAACUAGCACUCCUAGGGCACAGUGUAGACAAAGUAGAAUAUAUUAUAAUGGGUGGUACAUUCAUGUCUCUUGAUAAAGACUAUAGAAGCUGGUUUAUAAUGAAGUUGCAUGAUGCCCUUACAAGAAGGGAGUCGUAUACACUGGAGGAAUCUAUCUUUUUCAGUGAAAGAAGCACAAGAAAGUGCGUAGGAAUAACGAUAGAAACAAGACCAGAUUUCUGUAUGGAGAGACACCUUAAUGAUCUUCUAUCAUACGGGUGUACUCGGCUAGAGAUAGGAGUACAAAGUGUAUUCGAGGAUAUUGCAGUAGAUACAAAUAGAGGACACUCUGUAAGAGAUGUAUGUGAAUCAUUUAAACUCACAAAAGAUACAGGUUAUAAGAUAGUCACACACAUGAUGCCAAAUCUACCGAAUGUAGACAUGGAGAGGGACAUUCUUCAAUUCUAUGAAUUCUUUUCAAACCCAAGAUUUAGAACAGAUGGACUAAAAAUAUAUCCAACAUUAGUCAUACGGGGAACAGGACUGUACGAGCUUUGGAAGAAUGGAAAAUACACAAACUACUCACCAAAUGAACUGAUUGACCUACUUGGCCAUAUAUUUAUAAUGGUACCCCCUUGGAUACGAAUAUACAGAGUACAAAGGGAUAUUCCAAUGACUCUUGUAAGCUCAGGGGUAGAACAUGGGAAUAUCCGGGAAAUAGUACUUUCAAGACUGAAGGAACAAGGAUUAUCCUGCCGAGAUAUCAGAACCAGAGAGGUAGGAAUUAAUAAUAUACAUACAAAUGAAUUACCAGAGAAAGUAGAACUAGUACGCAGAGACUAUGUGGCAAGUGAUGGAUGGGAGACAUUCCUUUCCUACGAGGACACAUCAAAGGAUAUUCUUGUUGGUUUGCUGCGCCUGAGAAAGUGCGGGCCAUCUACCUUCAGGAAAGAACUUCUUGGGAAUGUCUCCAUAGUCAGAGAGUUGCAUGUAUAUGGGAGUGUGGUGCCAGUUAAGGGAAAAGACUUCUCAAAGUUCCAGCACCAAGGAUAUGGUAGAAUGCUAGUAGAAGAGGCAGAGAGAAUUGCAAGAGAAGAGCACGGAUCUACAAAGCUAGCAAUUAUCUCUGGUAUAGGAACCAGAAAUUACUACAGGAAGCUAGGAUAUGAAAUAGAUGGAGUAUAUAUGUCAAAGGACCUGGAGUAA